Molecule: messenger RNA, 1400 nt
Organism: Dryobates pubescens (Downy woodpecker)
Lineage: Eukaryota; Metazoa; Chordata; Aves; Piciformes; Picidae
Gene: KLF11
Product: KLF transcription factor 11
Exons: 4
Coding region: 90-1400 (436 amino acids)
Biological process (GO): regulation of transcription by RNA polymerase II
Molecular function (GO): RNA polymerase II cis-regulatory region sequence-specific DNA binding; DNA-binding transcription factor activity, RNA polymerase II-specific
Source: RefSeq, a predicted model, not a curated record
AGGAGAGGAGGCGGUGCCGGUGGCUGCCGCCGAGGCUGUGCCGCAUCUGCCGCUUCCCCGCUCGCACCGCCGCCCGCCGGAGUCGCGCUAUGCACGGCUCGCCCUCCUCCGAGAUGGGCGAUGCGUCUGGGGUGGACAUCGUGGACAUCUUCGAGUCGCUGCGGGGCAGGCAGCGCCACGACAGCGAGAGGUCCUCCUGCGGCGCCCUGGAGCUCAACGACAUCGAGGCCGUGGAGGCCCUGGUCUGCAUGAGCUCCUGGGGACAAAGGUCCCAGCAGGGGGACAGCCUCAAGAUGAGGCCCCUGACCCCCUUCUCAGACUCUGGGGAUUGCGCAAUGCAGGCCGAGGCCGCGGCCGAGCUGCCGAGGGACUGCUUGGCCACGCUGUGCAUGACCCCUCCGCACAGCCCGGACCGCGGCGAGAGCCUGCCCGCCCCGGGGCUGCCGCUGCCCUGCUGCAGGACCGUGGCCCCGGACAGCGCUGCCCCUGCCCGCCCGCGGCCGGCCGCCGGCGCCAGGCCGGGCCCCGCCCGCGUCAUCCGGCACACCGGGCGCAGCGCUGCCUGCCGCCGGCCUGCUGCGGGCACGGAGCGGGCAGGGCCGAGCCCGGGGGCCGCCCCCGGGCCGCCCCAGCCCGCGCCCGCUGCGGGUGCCCCGGCUGGCGGCGCCUCUCCGCGGCACCGACCCUCUGCGGGCGACUCCGGCGACCCAGCGAGCGAGGCGGCGGCGCCCCCGGCCCGGCCCGCGUCCCCCGGGGGCUGUGACAGCGACUUGGCAAAGACAGCCCCCGCCGUGGCGCCCGGCGCCCAGCUGCUGUGCCAGAUGUUCCCUCUGCCGGGGCGCGGCGGCGUGCUCGGCGCCCUGCGGCCCCUGCUGCCGCCCAGCCCGCUGCUGGUGGCGCCCUCCGUGCCCCAGGGCACCGUCAUGCUGGUGCUCCCCUCGCCCCCCGCCCCCCAGCCCCGCUGCCCGCCGGCCCUCCUGACCGUGGGCGGCCCCAAGCUGCUGCCCCUGGCCCCCUCUCCUGUCCUGCUGGCCCCCGGGCACGGCUGCCCCCCGGCCCCGACGGACUUCUCCCGGCGCAGGAACUACCUCUGCAGCUUCCCCGGCUGCCAGAAGACCUACUUCAAGAGCUCGCACCUCAAGGCGCACCUGCGCACACACACCGGAGAGAAGCCGUUCAGCUGCAGCUGGGAGGGCUGCGGGAAGCGCUUCGCCCGCUCGGACGAGCUGUCCCGGCACCGCCGCACCCACACCGGCGAGAAGCGCUUCGGCUGCCCGCUGUGCCAGCGCCGCUUCAUGCGCAGCGACCACCUCAGCAAGCACGCCCGCCGGCACGGCACGGCACGGCGCGGGCCCGCCUGGACCGGCACGGCCCCCGCGCCGGCCCCCGCACAGCGUUAG